This is a messenger RNA of Olea europaea var. sylvestris, 1427 nucleotides long. RefSeq lists its product as uncharacterized. The transcript is spliced from 10 exons. The record is from RefSeq and is a predicted model, not a curated record. Gene Ontology annotation, cellular component: chloroplast. Lineage: Eukaryota; Viridiplantae; Streptophyta; Magnoliopsida; Lamiales; Oleaceae. The coding region runs from base 25 to 1137 and encodes 370 amino acids.
CCUCUCACUUCCCAUAAACCACUCAUGUCAUCUACAAUGUAUUCCUGUACGUUUUCUCCUCCAAACCCGCCAUUAUUAUCCCACAAAAAUUACUACAGUGAUAUAAAUAAUUACGAAAAUUCUCCAACAAAUCAAAUUCACUUUACUACUCUUUUCAACUCAUCAGCUCUAGUAAUUUCCAAGAAAAAUAAGAAUUUCGGUUCUUGCACAAGAAAUAGAUUCGGGGCAGUAUGUUCUUUAAACGAAGAAAAGGAGGAAAAGACUUCUCAGGAUGAAAAUGGAGCACAAUUUGCUUCCAGGAAAAUUGACGCUGGUCUUGGCAAUGGCGGCAGCAAUUCAUCUACCAGUUUCUUGACUUUUCUAUGCCCUUUGCUAAAACUCUUUUCUGCUGGAGAUCCCUCUCAGGAACGGAACUACCUGCUGGAGGAAACAACAUCGUCGUUAUCUAGUUUGGCAAGGCUUCUGUGGGGAUCAAGAUCGCAGUUUGAUAGUUUAAGCAGCCAACAGAAAGUAGAUCCUCCACUGCAUUUGCAACUUUUUGAAUUUGAGGCAUGCCCGUUUUGCAGGAGGGUUCGAGAAGCCAUAACCGAGCUUGAUCUUUCUGUACAGAUCUAUCCAUGCCCAAAGGGUUCGGUGAGACACAGGGAAAUGGUCAGAAGACUAGGUGGCAGAGAACAGUUUCCUUUCCUUGUUGACCCCAAUACUGGAAUUUCUAUAUAUGAAAGCAGUGACAUUGUAAAAUACUUAUUUCAACAAUAUGGUGAAGAAAGGAGUCCGUCAUUUUGCCUGUUGGAGAGCACCUUGGUCACAGGAUGGGUGCCAACUCUACUUCGAGCAGGAAGAGGAAUGACAUUUUGGGAAAAUUCCACUAAAGAACCACCUCCAAGAAAAUUGGAACUUUUCUCAUUCGAAAACAAUCCUCAUGCACGAAUAGUGCGUGAAGCACUUUGUGAGUUGGAGCUUCCAUACAUACUUCAAAGUGUAGGUGAAGGGUCGGUACGCACAAAGCUACUUCUUGAUAUGUGUGGAUCGAAACAGGUUCCUUACCUUGUUGAUCCCAACAAUGGUACACAAAUUGGAGAUUACAAGAAGAUUAUAUCGUAUUUGUUUCAGACAUAUUCUUUUGCCACCACAUAACUGAUUAAAAGCUCCAGCAGUGCAGCCACUGGUGAUGUAGAAAAUGAUGAAUGGAGUUGUAUAAAAUGAGAAAAAGGCUUUUCUGGGCUGUUGCAUCCAUUAAUUCCUUUAUUUCAUAAUUUUGUAUUUCAAUUCUAUGGAUGGAUCAUCUGGUUUAAAUCUUGAAGUGUUAAGUUGGAGGAAAUUUAUUUGGUUAUUAAUGUUUGGCCUGUGCACCGAAAAGACCUUGAAUUCCGAUUGUAUUCUAUUACGAUUUCUUUUAUUGGGUGAAAGGUAGAUUUCUGUUUUUA